Messenger RNA from Kalmanozyma brasiliensis GHG001, 1620 nucleotides. RefSeq names its product Xylose isomerase-like, TIM barrel domain protein. NCBI's taxonomy places the organism in Eukaryota, Fungi, Basidiomycota, Ustilaginomycetes, Ustilaginales. The transcript has a single exon. The coding region runs from base 1 to 1620 and encodes 539 amino acids. Gene Ontology annotation, cellular component: mitochondrion; nucleus. The record is from RefSeq and is a predicted model, not a curated record. Gene Ontology annotation, molecular function: DNA-(apurinic or apyrimidinic site) endonuclease activity; zinc ion binding; DNA binding. Gene Ontology annotation, biological process: base-excision repair.
AUGCCGCCUACAUCCAAGACUCUUGCGCCGGCCGUCGACUCGAUCGCCUCGACAACACUGAGAAGGAGCAGUCGAAGAUCGAUAUCGACGGCUUCGCAAAUACUGGCAUCCACGUCAGAUGCGGUGGAGCCAACGACGAGUUCAAUAUCGCCUAAACCCAAACGCACUCGCGUCAAGGCAGAGCCGGUUGACGACACGGCCUCUGCUUUGGACAUCACUUCUCAAGGAUCUCGGGGGAAGCAAAGGGUUAAGACGGAGGCGAUUGGAGAGCCAGUCAAGACCGAGAGCAUCGACUCGUCUAUGCCUGACAUCAAGCCUGCUGCAGCCAAGAAGCGCAGAACCAAAAAGGAGGCGGAGGAAGAAGGCGAGAACUUCCCUCCGCGACCGUCACCCCACCUGAUUCUCCGCGAUGGCAAUCAUCAACGCCCAGAUAGAAGAGGAAGCGGCCUAUUCAUCGGCGCACACAUCAGCUCGGCAGGCGGAGUCGAGAAUGCACCCCUCAACGCGCUCAGGAUCGGCGGCAAUGCAUUCUCGUGUUUCGUCCGACCCAAGAUGCAGUGGGCGUCGAAUCCCAUACCCGACACCUCGAUCGAGGAAUUCAAGCAUCGAGUUGCCCAGCACGGCUUCAUGCCUCCCGCAUCGACGCUCAAGAAGGAGGAUGGGGCACGGAAGGUGGAAGACUGUGGCUACGUUGUGCCACACGGAUGCUACCUGGUCAACCUGGCCAACCCAGACGAGUCGAAGCGGGACAAAUCGUUCGAGGCGUUCAUCGACGACCUGCAGCGGUGUGAGAAGCUCGGUGUGCGGCUGUUCAACUUUCACCCUGGCUCGAUGACCGCUGCGUCUGCCACUGAGGAGCUGGCGCCCGUCGACGGACCACGUGGGGACGUCCGCGCAGCAAAAGCGGACGCGUGCGCCCUCGUCGCUUCCUACAUUAAUAGCGCCCAUGCGCUGACGUCUUCCGUGGUUAUUCUCGUCGAGAAUAUGGCCGGAUCGAAGAACGAUACCAUUCUCGGGUCGUCGCUGUACGAUCUCGCGGCGAUCAUCGCCGGCGUCAAGGACAAAGCACGAGUGGGCGUGUGCAUUGAUACGUGCCACGCGUUCGCCGCAGGCUACGACAUCACCAAUCCAGCCGCGUACGCUGCUUUCACCGAGCUCAUCGACACGACGAUCGGCUGGGAGACCGUCCGCGCGCUCCACCUGAACGACUCCAAGUUCCCCCUCGCCUGCAGACGCGACCGCCACGCCAACAUUGGCAGGGGACACAUUGGCAUCGGUGGGUUCUGGAACGUGGUCAAUGACGAGAGGUGGAACGGCACUCCGCUGAUUUUGGAGACGCCAGCGCUGGGGAAUGCAGUAGCCGCGUACCCGGCCAAGGAGGGGACGAAGAAGAUGCACGAGGUGUGGAGCUACCAGAUUCAGGCGCUGCAUGCGUUGAGGGGGACCAAGUGGGGAGAGUGGAAAGAAGCGGAGGAGUGGCUGACUAAAGCAGAUCGAGUGGUUGAGGAGGCGGAAAAGCUGCACGCUACGAAGAAGAAGAGUGGUGAUAAGAAGUCGAUUCCGAAGAAGAAAGCGAAGAAGGAGGAGGAGGAGGACAGCGACUUGAGUUCGGACGAUUGA